UGUUCAGGCUGGUCUGUCUGGUCAUUAUCUGUCGCUCGCACGCUGGUGUUGUGUUUGGCUGGCUUCUCUCACUCGCAUGAUUCCCUCAUUCUCAUCAAAACCCUGCAUCUGGCUUUACCUUUCCUUACAACAACAUCAACAACAACAGCAAGCCUUGACCACAACAGCCAACGACACGCCUUGCGCGACGCAGUCUUGCUCUUGUCCCACUACCCUCACCCAAUCUUACUGAUAAUUUAUUCAUCUCCCCCCAAACAAAAAGACCUCUCAUCCCAUUCGCCACCGGUCUCUGCAACAGGACACAAUCUUGACCCAGUCUCAUACUGGUCUGUCCUCUGCUUCGCCAUAAAGAAAAUCUUUGCCUUUUCUCAUUCCCUCUAUCCGUCACCUGUACGCUGCGGCAACGCAAUCCCAAUCGAUCCCCGUCCAGCACGCUUGAUCAAUCAAGUUUCCCCUCGGAUUACUCAGGCCCGAAUGGCAUCAUGAGUGAUAGCAACAGCCACAAAGCCGCCAGCCCGGCUAAGGGCAGGGGCCGUGGCCGGGGACGCGGCCGGGGCACCACCGGCGCUUCUCGGGGCACAAGCAAAAAGGCUGCCGUUGUCGCUGCCACCAACGGACGCGGUGUCAACCCUGCCGCCCACAAGACUACCGCCGAGGCCGUGGCCGAUGGUUCUUUUACCAGAGCCCAGGCCGCCGAGGAGCGUAGCAAGGAGCUGCGAGCCAGCUUCAUAGCCGUGUCAAACGCCAUCAAGCCGGCCCUCGAGGAAUUGGCUGAGCGGAACGUCAACCUCUUGCGGGACAGUUUCGACGCCCACGAAGAGGUGGCAGCCUUUAAGGAGAUUCGCAAGUUCCUCCAGAAUCGCUACGAUGACACGGAAAAAACGCUCAAGCGCCGAGAGCAGGCUGGACUGAACCAGUGUAGCCGUAACCUCCAGCUCCAGACCCAGCUAACCAAUCUCAAUUACCAGCGCCAAUACGACGAGGCCACAGAAGACUUUUACGACACCCAACUACGUCGAUUAGACAUCCUAGAGGAAUUUUGUCGACGAAAAGUACCUACUGAUCUGGAAGACCGUGUCUACCUAAAGACGCCUGUCUCCAAAGAUCGGAUCGAUUGGACCAAGGCCCAUGUCGAAUUUGAAAAUGGCGUCGAGGUCCCCUGUGCCAAGGUGAUCAAGGCCCAGCAUGUUCUCGAUUUUGAGACAUCUCGCCGUGAAAUGCCCGAAGAUAUGCUCCGUCCCACCUUUGUUGGCGUCAAGCGCAAGGCUGAGGCCGCGCUCCUUGACCAAGUCCCUCCGAAACGCCCAGCAAGCGCCAUGGAUGGUGACAGACCUGCCUACAUUCCGCGUCACAUUGGCGGUCUUCUCUCCGCUACCAACCCCGAUGAUGAGGAGACACCAAGUCGAGCACCCAGCCCGCUCGGCUCAAAAUUGCCGUCACCAUCACCGGAAUCCACCGCCAAGUCAUCUCCCGAUGGCGAUCGGCCGUACGUGCCUCCCGCGUCGUCAGAUCCUGACGAGCAUGGUGUCCGCCUGAUCAGCAAGCGACGUCCCGUCACUACCGAAAACUACAACCGCCUGAUGCUUCCGCCACUCUACGAGUACGAGGACCAUGAGAUUGGGUUCCGUGAUUCCUUCAAUGAUCGAAGCAGAUACAAGUCAACCCGGAUCCCGCAGUUUUUCAACAAGCCCAAUUCAUUUGCCUUUUUUGUCGAUCGCAUGAUAAGCAGCGUCGACGUUGGUACUUAUGAACCAGGUGACCUGAGCGAGGAGCUUAUUGAAAAGCAUGCACUCCACCCAAAGUAUGGAUUAUUUCUCAAAACUUCCAAAAACGAGGCAGAGCCCCCAGCCCCUGUUGUUUCUGGAGACCAUCCGAUCGUCCUUAUCGACCGUACUGGCAGAAUUCAACACGCAUCACGAUCCAUUGUUACCAAGUAUCUGGAUCAACACACCCGGGAACGGGAAGUCAAGCUUGCUCUCUCGGAGGCCCUGAACACUAUGCGUCAAGAGCAUCAGCUCGACCGUCGCCUGCUAACUCCCGAGCCUGCUGAUAAGGAGGCCCGCCGUCAGGAACUCAUUCACGAUCGUGAGGUGCCUACGCCGCAGUCUUCACGCAGUCCGUCGCCAGCACUUUCGCAACAUGGCGAGGGCUACUUAGAUGAGGAUGCCAUGGCCAUGGAUGAAGAAGACAAGCCUCCAUCGGCGGAGUCAUCUGAACACCCGUCUCAGCAGUGGCUUGAGCUCAUCGACGCCGUUGCUGUUGCCAAUGAGGAAGAGACUAGAGCAACCGCCGCUGCACAGCCAAGGCGAACCCCGUUUGAUCCGGUCCGCGACCUUCUCGACUCUCCCGCACCCCCUCCUGAGCCUUCAAAUAUUGUGGACACGGCCAAGCUUGAUGCCUUUGCCCAAAUUGCACUAUCAAACACAAACGAGAAGCUCUUGUACGCUGCCGAGGCACCUUCAUCAGAAACGAGCCCUUAUCCAAAAAUGUCUCAACCCAACAGCUUUCAGGAGCUGGGACUACCCCCAACAUCAUCCAUCGAGCGCACGUCAUCACAGUUAUCCAACCGCCCCAGCUCUCGCACUUCUUAUCCCCCACCGCAACCUAGUGCGUCCCAAUCGGUCGUUGAUUCUACCUUGACCCAACCAGAUGCACGACGCAUCUCUCAAUCUCCCAGUGUCCCACCACAGCCCUCGGGAGAUGCAUCAAUGCUCGAUCCGCGUCUGUUCGGCGAGUCGGAUACGCAGGCACAAAGCAGCGUCGCUCCUCGUGAGCCAAGUAGCCAAAACCGCCACUUCCUAUAUACAGCCUUGAACCCUGAGCCCGAAUAUGACACAGCAGGAGCAUCCUCACAUCCCUCAGAAGCACACUCGAUGCGGCCAAACAGUGCUGCCUAUCAUACACCGCCUACAGCUCGACCUUAUUAUGAAAACAACUACGAAUCCCAUGCAGGCCGUGCAUCUCCCGCACACCAUGGCGCAACAUCGCAGUAUGUGCACGCGUUUGUGCACGAUGAUCGUAUGAGCGAGCAACAGCAGCAACAACCACAUUCACAACAUCAUGGCGGUACUCCAUUCACAGCGCCGUUGGGCUCGCACCUUCCUCCGCCACCUCUCCAACCGAUACAUCAUCAUCACAACCAAUACGCGCAACAUCCCUCACAGCCAGGGCACUAUCAGAUGCAAUCAGCUUAUCAUGGACCCCAUCAAUAUCCUCCCUCUGGUAUGCCACCCCAGAUACAGCAUACGACUACACAGUACCACACAAUGCCCCUGCAGAUGGAAGCAGCGCCAUCUCCUGGUGACAUGAAUCCCCGCCAGCUGCGAUCCAGUAGCAACGGCAGCACCUCGGCAGCCACCAACGGCACUGGAAACAACAACAACCCCAAGUACAGGAAGCUCGAGCCGGCCCCGCUGCCACCACACCGCCAGGGCUCACAAUCUGGACCCGAGCUGAGGACGGUGCCUUUCAACUACCGUGAAGGGAUCAAGGACUACACAGCUUCGGAGCCUCCACCACGUCAUGGUCCUACACAGAUCCGUGGCUGGACCUACAACAACCUCAAGAAGCCGAGGGUUCCCAAAGAAUCACGAGCCUCGAAGGACUAAAUCAAAACACGGCUUACCAUCCGAAGCGCCGCCUCGCCGUCGCCCGAAUAUGUGCGGGAAAUGUCUAAGCUCACCCUCUUAUCAAACAAGCAAACCGUACACACCUGCUCGCCGUAUAACACCACUGCUGUGGACACACACAAAAGAAAUCCAAGAUCCUUGCGAGUUAUUCAUGAAUGAACGGCCUGGAGAACGAUACCUGGAUUUCCCACUUUAUUUUUCUCUCAUCUGAUGACCAAUUCCUCCUCAGAUGGGGGGGCGUUCAUACCACAUUUCCCCGGGUUGAUUUGUCUGCCUAGUUUGUUCCUUCCUCUAACACGUUUCCCUAUCGCAGGUAGGGGAUGCGAGGCUUAUGUCACAUUCAAGUUGAGGCUUGCACUUUUUUUUAUUGUUUUGUCGGACAUGAGCCCCUCAUUUCUUCACGCAAAUAUAUAAAUGUAUCUUCUUACUUUGGUCUCGUCCAGCCGUCUUUUCAAACGGCGGGUUUUAUCUCGAAGCGGCAUAGCAAAGUUGGCGUUCUGAUUAUAUCCACAAAACCCUCUGUUUGGAGGUUUUAUUAUUCUUUUUUUUUUAUUCUCUUUUGCAUCGGAAGGUCAUCUGCACGUAUGCAUAAAGCUGUUGAAAGGGUGGGGAAACAUGACUUUGAUCUUGUCAAAGUUCUUUUGCCUCUGUUUUCAGUUUCCUCUUUUAUUUUCUUUCUUGUUCCUCCUAACGAAUAUCCGCCGUCUGGGAACUUUCUAGGUUAUUUGCUUUUUUUCUCUCGCUCUCUUGGAGUUAAAAUUUUGUGAAAGGGCAUGAAAAUUCUAUGUUCUGGCUUGGAAAAUAAGAAGAUUCCUUUUUUUAUCGCACCCUAUAAUAGUCACUGUUCGCCACUGGCCCUCGGUGGCACUAAAGCCCGCAUCCAUCCACAUACAUGUCUUCAGUUUCGUCAUGCCUAUCCGGGGUUGAGGAUUUUCAAGUUUGCACACAAUAGGAGUGGCACAUGAAAUUAGAACUGUCGAGAAAUUCCAUGUGCUACUUUUAUCGGGCAUUUUCAGAAUCAGAAGGUCCCAUCACCCGUGUGACAAAAACUGCAAAUCGGAGAGAAACAAUAUCAAGUCUUUUGCAAUGCUAUGCCAUCUCAUCAAGAUGCAAACCAAAGAAUCCAACUUUUGUUCCGCCCCGAGAAAACAAGA
Messenger RNA from Pyricularia oryzae 70-15, 4783 nucleotides. RefSeq lists its product as uncharacterized. The transcript is spliced from 4 exons. The coding region runs from base 483 to 3608 and encodes 1041 amino acids. Lineage: Eukaryota; Fungi; Ascomycota; Sordariomycetes; Magnaporthales; Pyriculariaceae. The record is from RefSeq and is a predicted model, not a curated record.